GCCAUGCCACGUUGAGCAAUUCACAAAUCAUCCCCCACUUCGGAAGAUCCUCACACUUUCGAGAUUCUACAAUCUGUAGCUAAGCACAUAGACUGUACUAGCUCUCUUGUCUCCUUAACACAUUGCUUUGUUCCUGAUUAGUUUAUGGUGUAAUAGUCACCAACAGAUGCUACAGUUAAUAGCGUAACUUUAUAUCUCACUUGGGACCAGGAUUCCUCCCUCGGGUAGUAGGGGUUCACUCCUUGGAGUGAUUUUAGGGUGUAUUUCAAAGGACGGGAAGGAUUUCAGAGGAGUCUAGGAUGAAAUAUAAGGUGGUAGUGUUGACACUUGACUUCCGGCUGGAAUUUUAAACUUGAAUGUUGGUUUUAUUGCUGGAGGUAUUAUUAGCCCAAUCCUUGGGGUUCAGGGACACCCCACCCCCGAUGCUCCAAAUAUUUCUCUAUGAAGUAGCUGACCUCUGACCCCACUCCCUCACUGAGCCUAACCAGCAGUGAGGCCUUUUCUUCAGAUUCUCACAGGCAGGACUUUCUCCUCCGUGUUUCUCCGGACCUCAGAAAUGACCCCAUUGAAGACUGGAGAUCAACAUUCCGGCAAGUAGCAGAGCGGAUGCAGAAGACGCAAGAGGAACAGGAAGCUUUUCUGCUCAAUCCCGCCAUUGGGCCCGAGAGGCUCAGUGGCUCUUCCCGGAUGAAAGACGGGAGCGCCACCAAGAUUCUGCUGGAAACCCUGCUGCUAGCGGCACAUAGGACUGUGGACCAAGGUGUUGCAGCCUCUCAAAGAUGCCUUCUGGAAAUCCUGAGGACAUUUGAGCGGGCUCAUCAGGUGACCUAUAGUCAAAGUUCCAAAAUUGCCACCCUGAUGAAGCAAGUCAGCACCAGCCUGGAGAAGAAGGGCCGAGUGUACUUAGUUGGCUGGCAGACCCUCGGCAUCAUCGCCAUCAUGGAUGGAGUAGAGUGCAUUUACACCUUCGGUGCUGAUUUCCAAGAUAUCCGUGGCUUUCUCAUGGGUGACCACAAUGGCAUGUUUAACCAGAAGGCAGAGCUCACCAACCAGGGUCCCCAGUUCACUUUCUCCCAGGAGGACUUCCUGACGGCCAUUCUGCCAUUCCUCGUGGAAACUGACACCGUGGUCUUCAUUUUCACCCUGGAUGGUGAGAGGGAAGAUGGGACCAGUGGACUGAAAGCAGCAGUGGUUUAGAGGGGCUGCCACUCUGAGUCUCAGGGUGCCUUGUCAGAGGGAGGGUAUCUUAGUUAGGGUUGCUAUUGUGAUAAACACCAUGACCAAAACCAACUUG
Molecule: messenger RNA, 1294 nt
Organism: Myodes glareolus (Bank vole)
Lineage: Eukaryota; Metazoa; Chordata; Mammalia; Rodentia; Cricetidae
Source: RefSeq, a predicted model, not a curated record